This is a messenger RNA of Oryza brachyantha (malo sina), 979 nucleotides long. RefSeq lists its product as uncharacterized. Lineage: Eukaryota; Viridiplantae; Streptophyta; Magnoliopsida; Poales; Poaceae. The transcript has a single exon. Bases 183 to 554 code for a protein of 123 amino acids. The record is from RefSeq and is a predicted model, not a curated record.
UAGUGAGCAAACUGAACUGCAGAAUCAGCACAGGGCCAGCUCUAUAUAAGGAAGCCCUCACUGGCAUCGUCUUCUCCACAUCAAUCACCAGCUCACUCCUCGUGUGGGAGCUCCUCACAGUCACAGCUAGCAUCCAUCCAUCUUCUCCUGCGCAUCCUCGCUCUCUCUCUGAGCUCCUGAACAUGCCUCGCUUACUGCUGUUCUGCUUGGUCUCGAGCCAGCUCGCCAUGACUGCCGUCAUGGGGCGACCGUUUCCUGUCUUCCCCGGCGGCGGCGGCGGCGGCGAGCCGGCGAGCAUCGCAGAUGCUCCCUCGUCGUCGUCUUCUUCAGCUGCUGCUGCUGCUGGUGGCCAUCUGCUACAUGUGUAUUCACUUCUGGAGUCGGGCUUCGCGGAGUCGCCGCUGGGCUCUCACCACCGCAACCACAGCCCGUUCGACCGGAAGUUCGCCGGCGGCAAGGUCAUAUUGGGCGGCCUGGCAGCGGCCAUCUUCGCCGCCGUCUUCUGCUACAUCCGGAUCACGAGGAGGAAGAAGACCACAGAGCCCAAAUCUUGAUUGGUUAUUCUUUGCUGCUACUUAGUAGCUAAGCUCUUCUCUGAUUCGAUCAUAUCACACCUCAAAAAUGAAAAGAAAAAGAACUUCUCUUUUUUACAGAGAGGAUAUGAACAACACAUGUAACCCUCGUAGAUUCGUUGCGACACUGUAAAGAAUCCAUUGAUGAUGAAAUAGGAGACAAGAUUCAUCCUCUUCUUUUUCUCUUCUUGGAUUACUGAUGCAUGUUGAGCACACAUGCAUGCAUUGAUCGAUUGAUCCGGAUAGGCUUCAUGUCAUUUGGUUGGCUGAGCUGUACGCUUUUCGAGGACACCGUCCUGGGGUUGGACGGUGAUCAGUUUACGUGUGAUACCAGGAGUUAAUGCAGGCAUGUGACCAAAAAUGUUAGCUUUGUAGUACUCUAGAAAGCCCUAAUUUCCAGCCAAACU